Molecule: messenger RNA, 6315 nt
Organism: Paramecium pentaurelia
Lineage: Eukaryota; Ciliophora; Oligohymenophorea; Peniculida; Parameciidae
Source: the annotation of a GenBank genome assembly
AUGUUUCUAAUACUAUUAUUACUUUAUUAAGUGUCUUGUGGGAGAGUUAGACCAUAUGGACCAAGAUCACUAACAAUGUCUAAUGUUAACCCUAAUGGGUAUUUUGAUUAGAUCAAUUAUAUAUAGUUGGUCCGAAUACAAUUUUACUAUGAUAUUUGAUACAACCUUACCAUCAUCAGGAAUUUUAGUGAUUGAGUUCCCUGAAGCAAAUUAUCCUGAUAGAUUAGGAUUACGUCCAGAUACAAUUUUAUAUGCACCUUACCCUCUUACAAGAACUUUUGUUUAGAAUGAUAGAUCACUGGAAAUUCAAUUAGGAGAAUGGCCAAUUGAAACUCCUUUGACAGUAACAAUUUCAGGAAUAAUUAAUUCAUAAAAAUAAGGAGGCACUGGAAAUUUCAAAGUCUAUACAAAACUUAAUUCUCAUAUUGUUGAUAUUAAUAGAAAUUUUGCUGUUAUUGGAUUAGCAGGAGAAACAAUACAAUUAUUAUCAGCAUAAAUGUCUAUUGAUAACAAUUAUGCUGGAGAAGUUACAAAUUAUUUAGCAUCUCUCUAACCUAGUUAGGAUUUGGAUAGCAGAAUUGAUUUCAUUAUUUAAUUCCCAGAAUUAUAUGAUCUUUCCCAAUUGAAAAAGUGUACUUGUAAUGUUUUCACUCCUAUUUGUACUGUACAUAAUAAUUUUAAAAAUUAAAUUCUUGUAUCAGGCAAUCAAAAUUCUAUUUCAAAAGGAACUAGUGUUUAAAUAACUUUUAAUGAUAUUGUUAAUCCAUCAAGGAAAAUGAAAACACCUCUUUUUAAUUUUAGAGUAGUUGAAAGAAAAACAAAUAAUACAUUAUAGGAAUCAUCAGCAGUUAAUGGGUUGGAAAUCUUAGCAGGAUAGAUUAAAUUAGUCUAAUUGGAAAUUCUUUAUUAUUAACCUUAUAUCUAUUACAAAAGAGAUUUUAGAUUAUAAUUUAGACCUAAAAAUGGAUUUUAAUAUGCUAAAAUAUCAACUGAUUUUUAUGAAAUAUUGAGUUGUCAAAUCACUAGAGGAUUAUUAGAUCCAAGUAAAUUUUAAGAUAGUGUAUGCAGUCCUUUAGGAAGAGAUAUGUUUUUAUCUAAUUUUUAAUCAUAUGUAGAAUCUGAUUAUAGUUAUGAAUUUGUAGAAGUCCGUUUUAAAGCAAGAAUUGGAGAUAGAGUUAUUCUUACAAAUCCAGUUGAAAUAUACACAUAUAAAGAUUCAGAUUAUUUAUAUCUAACAGAUUAAGAUACCUUGUCUAUUAAUAGUUAAUUACAAAUAGUAUUAUGGCCAAUAGUUAAUCCCACUUUAACUUAUACAAUUACAUUUGAUGAUCCUUUAGUUUAAACUAAUGUUUAUCCUUAAACCAAUGCUUAAAUAACUAUAGUAUAUACUGCAAAGGUUGGUAUUAGUCUAACAACAAAAACUGUAUUUGGUUUGGAAGUCCCAUCAGAUUUUUAAGGAGUUCCAGAAUGUACAUUCAAAGAUCCAAAUGAUGUCAUGGUUGAUGUAACAUGUGAUUUUGGACUUGGAUUUUUAAAUAUUACAAAUGUAUUUGAUUACUAUGAUUCUACUAUUAAAGGAGCUGUUAUAACUAUUAAAGGUCUUUUAACACCAGAAAAUGCUGGAAAUUUUCCUAUUGGAGUGUUUGUGUAAGAUCAAAAUAAUGUUUAUUAUAAUAAUGAUACUUUUGUAAUAUCACCACCAACAUUUAAAAAAACUACAGGAGCUCCUGAAUUAACUACAGCAGUUAGUUAAUUAUCAAUUCAUUAAAAUUAAUAGACUGCUAUAUAGAUUUAACUUCAAUUAGAUUGUGAUGUUUCAGCUGGAGUAAAAAAUAUGAAUGAUCCUUAUGUUCCAUUUACAACUAUAGAAGUCUAUUUUUAUUAGUAUUAUAUUACAAAUAAUGUAUUUGAGUAUGAUUUAGGAUCAGGAUUGCCUGAUCUAUCAUAAUAUGGUUGUUAAUUUUAAGAUGGAUUUGUGACUAGUUCUGGUAAUUAAUUAUCAUGUGCCUUAUUUCAUGGUCUAAAUACUGCAACACCAACAUUUGCAAAUUAUGCAAUGAUUAAGAUUUAAGGUUAUGCAGCAAUUACAGCAACAAAUACAUCACCUGUUACUAUUUCUUUGAAAAUACCAGUGAAAUAUCCAUCAACUAUUGGAGCUAUUCCUAGAAUAAGAGUUGAUCUUGUAAAAUACAAUCAAAAAAUCAAAUCUAUAUUAAGGUCUUAAUCAUUUAAUAUUGGAGCUGUUAAAAAUUCUGUUGGAAAUGCUUUAACUGUAUUUAGUGGGCCAGUAUUAGAAAAUCCUAAAUUAUAAGUAGAAACUACUUUAACUUAUAAAUUUAAAACAGUUAUAAGUUUAUCUAAAUCUAAAUUAAAUGGAAUAUAUUUUGAAAUACCUAGUGGAUUUACUUUCAAUUCUAAUAAAUUAUUAGUAAGUAUUGAUGGUGUCUAUUAAGAACCAGAAGUCAUCUAAUAUUUUCCUAAAUUUAUUUUUAUAAUGACUAAAUUGUCCUAAUUAUCAAAUGGUAUAACUCACACAUUGAUUUUUGAAAGAGUAGAUAUACCAGUUAGUCUUCCAUCUUCAAGUGUAACUCAUGACAUUAAAACUGCAUCUGGUGGAUAAUUUGCUGAUACAGCUACAUUUACAAUACCUACUUUAACUAAAGGAUCUCUUCUAGAUAUUAGUUUAACUUUAUCAUCAGAUUAUUAAUAGCAUCCUUAUGUUAAUUAUUCAAUUUCAUUUACAACAUCUAUGAAAUCAUAUGAUGGAUCAAUGAUAAUAAUUGAUUUCCCAUUAGGAUAUGAUAUAUAAGCAUCCAAUGCUUAUUUAGAUAAUAUACCUUAUACAAAUUUAAAAAACUCAACUACUAACACUAUUAAUUAUGAUAUGCCAACAAUUAGAAAAUUCAGAGUUCUUAACUUUGCUCCAUUAAUAAAAGGACAAAGAGUUUCUAUAGGUAUUUAUAGUGUAAAAAACCCUAUGAGUGGUACAUUUACAAUUGGAAUUUCUACAGUGGAUAAAAAUGGAAAUGUAAUAGAAGAUGGAUCAAAAUAAGUUACAAUAGGAUCAACUAUUUUUUCAACUUAAAUUUUAACAGUAACUUCUGUUGAGUCAACUCCAAAUAAUAAAAAAGCUUUAGGAUUAUAUACUUGGAAUGUGAAUGCAGAUUUUACAAUUCCAAAAUUAAGUGAAAUUAAAUUACUACUUCCAGGAAUGCUCUCUAUCUAUUCAAUAUCUGCAGAUAUUGUAUCUUGUAGAAUAGUUUAAGAUUCAGUUAUUCCACUUAAAGAAUGUUUGGCUAUUGAAAUUAGUACUCCAUCUUAUAUUUAAAUGAUUACUGAUUAUCCUAUUAAAGGUAAGCCUUUUAAAAUAGAAUAUUAUGGAUAUUUAUAAUUAGAUAAUUCAUUAAGUGGUUUUACUAUAUCUAUUACUUAUAAUUCUUAAGUAAUUGCAACAGGAUUAUGUCCUACUGUUGCAGUAACUGAUUAAAUAACACCAUCUAAAGUGAUAUUAGAUUUCUAUCCUAAAAAUGAAGGAGAAAUUGCAUAUUACAAUUUUAAUUUAGAAAUCACAAGUGCUUUUACAUUAACAACUAAUCAUUAUAUUUUAAUAAGAUUUCCUUUUGAAUAUGAUUAUAUAAUUGGAAUUGAAAAGAUGUAAGUUAAAAGUAAUACUCUUUAAGGAGCAUUAAAGAUGACUAUUAUACCAUAUCAUAUUAAAAUAACUGGAUUUUAUUAAUUGACUAAUUUUAUUGGCAUAUUAGAUAUUAGUCUAUUAGGAGUGAUUAAUCCAAAUAGAUUGAAUAACUAAGCCACUGGAACAUUUUUAUUUGGAAUAAUGGAUGGAAAUAAUAUGGUAUUAGGUAAUACUGCAAUAGAUGGUGUAAUACCACAAUUAGCUCCUUUAUUGAUCUAAUUAAAUAAAAUAACAAGUAGUGUAUCAUUAAGUAGAUAUGCAAGUACAUUUACAUUUGAAGUUUAUCCUCUUUAAAAAGUAUUAGCAACAGUUUAUGGAGGAUAAUUGUAUGUAGAUUUUCCUAAUAAUUUCAUAAUUGAUUAAUUUAAUGGAGGUUGUGAAACUACAUCACAAUUUUCAUUUUUUGCUUCUUGUAAGUGGGAUUAUUUUAGAUUUCUAUUUUAAACAAAUAAUUAAGAUUGGUAUGCUGAUAGAACAGGAUAACUUGAUUUGACAAUAACUAAUGUAUUGACUCCAGAUGAUGAUGGAGAAACUAAUAAUUUCAUUAUUUAUAAUUAUGAUUCUAUAAAUAAAAUAGUAUUAGGAAGAACAUAUGCAAAUCUUCAUUCUGCAUCAUUAUUAUAUAAUUAUGAUGGAUUAUAAAUUGAUGUUAAUCUUAAAUAACCAUUUAUUUUGGAAGUUGGAUCUUAUUCAGAUGAAAUCAUAAUGAAUAUUACAGAAAAAGCAGAUUUCACUUUGACCCUAUCUCCAAAUGUUUUGGACUCUUAAAUUAUCAUUACUCCUAAUCCAGUCUAAAUUGUUGCAGGUAGCAAAUAAGCUAAAUUUAGAGUGGCUGCUCCAAGAACUAUAUUAUUAUAGACUUAUUAUAUUUAAUGGAGUAAGACAGGAGAUACUUUACCUGUAACUUAUGCUCCUUUGAGAUUGACACCAUUACAAAUGGUUAAAGGAACUUUAAAGAGGAAAUUAACAAUUGAAAAGAUGGAAUAUAUGCCUAGAAAUGGUACAUCAUAUCCACUUUACAUAACAACAAAUAAUCCUCCAUAUUAAUAGUUAUUAAUUAGAAUAGGUUUCAAAAUGAAUAUAACAGCUGAUGUACCUUUAAGAUAGAAAUGGUUUAUUACAGAUAAAAGAUUAGAAUAACUUGGUCUCACUUAUGCUGAAUUAGUUGAUAGUGGAAUUGAUGUGACAGAACAUUCUAUAGCCAAUCUAUCUAGUACUCAAUUAGAUAUGGCUAAAUUAUAAUAUUCAGUAAAUUAUGAUCUAAAUAUAUCAAUCGAUUAUCCUAGUAAUGAAAAUACUAUCACACUCUAUUAUAGAUUACGUGGAUAUGAUGCUGAUUCAUUCGAACUUGAUGUUUAAGAAAUGAUUAUACCAAUAAGAGAUUAAGAAUUUAGAAAACCUAAAAUCCUUGAAACUAAAGUACUUGAUGUAUCCAGAUCUACUGCCACUUUCUAAGUAACUACUGAUAUCAAAGGAUUCAUUUUUUAUGUAUAUGCUGAUUAACAUAUGCCAAAUCCAAUAUUUGAAGAAACAAAAGUCCCAAAUCUUGAUAAUGUCACACUUUCUUAUUCUAAUCCACAAUAUGGUAUAGAUUAUGUUAGAACAAUGACCUUAGAUGUAAAUUUUACUAUUUCUAAAUUGUAACCUAAUCACAAUUAUGAAAUCUUCAUAUUUGUCAUGAAUUUAAAUAAAGUAGAUAAUCCCACCUUUAUGAAGGUCUUCUUUUAAACUCUUAAGUCUUAAAGAAUUGCACUUUUAACACUUAAAAUUAAUUAAGCUGCUAUUGAUAAUGAAGUUAAAAUGGAUUACAUAUAAAAAAUGGGUGAAAUGAUUGGAAUUACUAAAGCUAGAUUAUUAGAAAGAACAACAUUCUGUAAAUAGACCACUUUAGAUACCUCUACAUCUAAUUCAUAUUUAUUCUGGAAUUUAAUGAUACUACCUGAUCCUUCAAAUAUGAAUGAAUUUACUAAACCACUCAUUUUAGCUUAAACCCUAAACUCUAGAAGAUCAGAAAUAUAAAAAUUUAUUACUAGACUUGAUGAUGAACCAUUUUAUACUUUGGAAGAAAUUUCAGAUGAUAUUCCUAGUUUUGUUAUUAAUCCUGAAAUGAUUGAUCGUACCACAUCAUCAAUAUCUCUGAGAUUUAAAGUCUCUUAUUGUGGUAAAGCAUAUCUUACAGUAAGAAAAAGAGAAAUGUCUUAAAAUUUAUCUAUUGUAAAUGAAACCAUUUUUGCUUAAGAGCUUAAGACUGUACAAUUUCCAUCAGCAUAUUAAAUUAAAAAUGCUCUUAAUGAAUCUAAUCAACCAAUCAAUUAAACAAAAAUAACAAUUUAAGACACAGAAACCUUCUAUUAAUAUAAUUAUACAGAUUUAGAUGUAUUUAUAUAAUUUUUCAUUUAAGUAAAAAACGGUGUAUGAUAUUUAUAUUUCCCUUGAAAAUGAUUUCAUAGCUAAUCCAGAAUUAUUUAGCAAUGACUCUGUUGCAAGAUUCACUGCCAAAACACAAAAGAUAAUAAGUAAUUCACAACUUAUAUAUUUUAGUUCCCUUAAAUAUUUACAGUAUCAAUUAUUAAGAUCUGCUAAAAUUUUUAAUGAUUAUCAAUAUAUUAUUAGUGAUUUGA